CCCCAGCUAGCUUGACAGCAACACUACUUGACAGCUCCCGUAACAGUUUGCAGUAACCUCACUGUCUGCUGCUGCUUUCUGCAUUGACAAACAACCUUACCGUAACCGAAACUGACUGAAAAUGUUGCGCUACAUCAUUGGUCUGAUCCGAGGCGGCUUUGACAGCAUCAUCAACUUGAUCUUCAGACUCUUCUUCUCCAAGAAGAAACCAGCCCUGACCUUAGAGGACCCCAACAUCAAGUAUGCACUGCGGCUGCUCGACAAACAGAUUGUCAGCCAUGACACAAGGAAGUUCCGCUUUGCACUGCCCUCCCCUGAACACAUCCUCGGUCUCCCCAUCGGGCAGCACAUCUAUUUGUCUGCAAGAAUAGACGGGAAGCUGGUCGUCCGUCCGUACACACCAGUGUCCAGUGAUGAUGACAAAGGCUUUGUGGACUUGGUGGUGAAGAUUUACUUUAAGAAUGCUCAUCCUAAAUUCCCCGAGGGGGGAAAGAUGAGUCAGUACUUGGAGAGCCUCAGGAUCAACGACACCAUUGACUUCAGAGGACCCAGUGGUCUUCUUGUUUACAAAGGCAAAGGAGUUUUUGCAAUCCAACCAGACAAGAAGUCCCCAGCUGAGACCAAGACAGCCAAACAUGUGGGCAUGAUCGCUGGAGGGACGGGGAUCACUCCCAUGUUGCAGCUCAUUACAGCUGUGAUGAAGGAUCCACAAGACCAGACCGUGUGUCACUUGCUGUUUGCCAACCAGACUGAGAAAGACAUCCUGUUGCGACCAGAGUUGGAAGAGAUCCAGGUCAACAACCCGGACCGGUUCAAGCUGUGGUUCACCGUAGACAGAGCACCUGAAGGCUGGGAGUACAGCCAAGGCUUCAUCAAUGAAGACAUGGUGAGGGAACACCUGCCACCUCCAGGUGACGACACUCUCAUCCUGAUGUGUGGACCUCCGCCAAUGAUCCAGUUUGCCUGCAACCCCAACCUGGACAAAGUCGGCCACUCCGACAGCCGGAGGUUUACCUUCUAGACAUCCGUCCUCAUCAUGGAAACGAAGUUUGGGCAUAUAAGGGCAUCCCGUUAUUCUAUUCUCUACCCCAAAGCGUUAAAGCACUCGUACAUUUGCAGUGGGUAUUGCACUAUGUAUACUAUAUUUAUGCCCUGAUAUUCAUCAUGCAGCAGAAUUACAGCAUGGACCAAUAAUUGUAAUCAGGAAGUGUCAUGGAAGGAGAAGAAAAUAGGAAAUAUGUGGGCUUGUUUGGGAUUGAAGUACGUGGAGGAGAUGGAAUAACCAAAAGUGUUUAUAUAUAGUUGUCUUGGAAAUAAGGAUGUGAUUCCAAAUCUGUUGCAAACAAUAUCGAGGAGUUAAGGUUAACUGGCUGUUUUCUGAGUGCCUUAACUUGCAAAGCUUUUUUUAUGCACACUUUAAGAUUCGCGACCACUUGCGUCAUUUAUACAGAGCUGUACUAAUUAUACUAAUUAUUCCAUUACUGCUGUUUUGAAUGUGUUACAGCGUUAUACCUGCCCUCUAUCUAUCUGUCGUCACGUCAAAGAUGUCAAUAUUUUGCUAGAACAUGUUCAGUGACUUGUUGAACGUUGUGUGGUUACUGAUACGAUGUCUUUGCUGCAAGUCUGGCAACAGUGGCUACCUGUGUGUGGAUAUGCAACAUAAAGCAACUACUGCUAUUGAA
Epinephelus moara (kelp grouper) is the source of this 1682-nucleotide messenger RNA. Its product is annotated as NADH-cytochrome b5 reductase 3. Gene Ontology annotation, molecular function: FAD binding; oxidoreductase activity. Gene Ontology annotation, cellular component: mitochondrion. The transcript is spliced from 9 exons. The record is from RefSeq and is a predicted model, not a curated record. The coding region runs from base 122 to 1021 and encodes 299 amino acids. NCBI's taxonomy places the organism in Eukaryota, Metazoa, Chordata, Actinopteri, Perciformes, Serranidae.